Adineta steineri is the source of this 987-nucleotide messenger RNA. Lineage: Eukaryota; Metazoa; Rotifera; Eurotatoria; Adinetida; Adinetidae. The record is from the annotation of a GenBank genome assembly.
AUGAAGACAAGUAAAUUCUACCGAGCUUGCCGUACUGGAGACAUAAAGACUGUGGAAGAACUUCUUUCAACAUUAUCAUUAGACGAGAUCAAUCAGUUUGAGCCAAACGGUAGCACGGCGCUUCAUUGUGCUUCGUGCUAUGGUCAUGCUGAAAUUGUCAAGCAACUUCUUGAUAAAGGAGCAUCUCGUUCGCUGAAAAAUAAAUACGGUAAGACUGCGGCUGAUGAGGCAGCUACUAUGCAAAUUAAGGUGCUCUUCAAUCGUCCAUUUCAUGAAGCAACCGCACGUUAUGUUACCGAAACACAAGAUGUUGAAUGGAAUAUAGUUGACGAAGAAAUCUCCAGCACGGUAUGGCACACAAGGAAGAUACUAAACAAACAUUAUUGGGAUGUGGACACUGCAUUUCAAGAGCUUAGUAAAGCUGAAGAGUUACAGUAUGCAAAAGGAAAAGAACAAAUACAGUAUCAUCUGGAGAAGCUUCGUGAGACACAAGAUGCAAUUUGGCUUCUUCGACUUUACACAGCAGAAACGGACUUUUAUCGUAUACUUAACUAUCUUAGUGCAGAUACAUGGGAAACAUAUUCAGAGGCCACAUUAUCAAAAUGGUACGUCGUGUUUGCUAAUACACUGCGCAAUAGUGACUCGAUCAAAAAUUUUCUAUGGAAGGGCAAAUGUUAUCGAGGAAUGCACAUUAAGAAAGAAGAUCUGUGUCAGUAUAAAGAAGGUUAUUGCAUUAUGAACAAAUCGUUUCUUUCGACGUCAAAAAACCGUGAAGUUGCUCAAAGAUUUCUUUCUCGUACACCACCUGACAAAAUAGGUGUCAUGUGCAUUUAUGAAAGCUUAAACUGGGAAGCGUUUUUUGAUAUUCAAUCAAUUUCUCAGUUUCCGGAAGAAGAAGAAGUUCUAAUCUUUCCAAAUACUGGCUUUGAUGUGAAACGAAUAACGCAUGAUGAACCUGUAGAAAUUGAACUCGAACUCGGUGGCUAA